Messenger RNA from Talpa occidentalis (Iberian mole), 5222 nucleotides. It is a transcript of the gene ADGB, whose product is annotated as androglobin. The coding region runs from base 56 to 5035 and encodes 1659 amino acids. Gene Ontology annotation, biological process: proteolysis. The transcript is spliced from 36 exons. Gene Ontology annotation, molecular function: calcium-dependent cysteine-type endopeptidase activity; protein binding. The record is from RefSeq and is a predicted model, not a curated record. Lineage: Eukaryota; Metazoa; Chordata; Mammalia; Eulipotyphla; Talpidae.
GGUCUCGGAGCGGGUUCUCGGCUCGGAGCAGAGCUCCGCCUGGGUGGUCUUUGCCAUGACUACCAAACAAACUAAAAGGAAAGAGGUGCACCGCAUCAACUCCGCUCAUGGCCCGGAAAAAGCUAAAGAUCUUUACACUUUUGGCGGUAACGUCCAAUCGAGUUCUGCUGAACAGAAGAAGGGCAAAUUCCCAAUCUGGCCAGAGUGGAAUGAAGCAGACAUAAAUGCAGAAAAGUGGGACGCAGGCAAAAGUGGAAAAGAAAAGGACAAAAGUGGAAAAAGCCCUGUAUUUCAUGUGUUUGAAGACCCUGAAGGAAAGAUUGAAUUACCACCAUCACUGAAAGUUUAUUCCUGGAAACGUCCCCAGGAAUUUCUAUUUAAUCGGACUCCAGUAGUUGUGAAAAAUGAAAUCCUGAUUGACUUGUUUUCAGCAAAUGAACAUUUAUUCUGCAGUGAGCUGAUGAGAUGGAUUAUCAGUGAACUCUCCGCUGUGUGGAAGAUAUUCAAUGGGAGUGUUUUAAGCAAUUAUUUUAAAGGAAGUGCUGGGGAGCCACCUGUCCUCAACUGGAAGCCCUGGGAACACAUCUACUCUCUGUGCAAGGCUGUGAAGGGGCACAUGCCUUUGUUCAACAGCUAUGGAAAGUACAUUGUGAAACUCUACUGGAUGGGUUGCUGGAGAAAGAUAACUAUUGAUGAUUCUCUGCCUUUUGAUGAAGAUAACAAACUCUUGCUUCCAGCCACAACCAAUGAAUUUGAGCUCUGGCCAAUGCUCUUGUCUAAAGCCAUAAUUAAGUUGACAAAUGUUGACAUCCACAUAGCAGAGAGGCGAGAACUGGGGGAGUUCACUGUUAUUCACGCCCUCACAGGAUGGCUCCCUGAAGUGGUUUCUAUCCACCCAACAUAUACAAACAGAAUUUGGGACCUCUUAAAAGACAUAUUGCCUGAGUUUAAGCUGACAGAAGAAUACAGUUCUGAAAGCAAAAUUACAGUGACAGAACCCAAAGUAAAAGAACCUGGGAAGGAACUGAAGGAUAGCAAAGAUGUGAAGGAUGGGAAAGAAGGAAAAGAAGUGAAAAAUGGCAAAGAAAUUAAAGAUGGAAAAGACAGCAAAGAAUCCAAACCUGAAAUUUCAUUGACAACACUAAAAGUGCCUGAGAGAAGUGACAGAAUUCCCAAGGAAAGAUCAGAUGUAAAAGACAUUGGGAAAAAGAGGAGUAAAGAUGGAGAGAAGGAAAAAUUCAAAUGGUCAUUUCAUGGUUCAAGACCCUCCUCAGAAGUACAGUACUCUCUGCAGUCUCUGUCAGAUUGUUCUUCAGCAAUACAGUACCCUCACAUGGUUGUCUAUGCUACUUUCACACCUCUCUAUUUGUUUGAAAGGAAGAUAUUUUCAUUAAAGAAGAUGUCCAGUUCUUCUGAGAAGCUUAGAGAAUACGGCCUUUCCCACAUCUACAGCCAUCCUGUGCUGGUCACUCGAACGAGAUCUUGUCCUCUAAUCGUACCACCGAAAUCACCUCCUGUACCUGCCUGGAAGCUCUUUCGCCAAAAAAAGAAGACUGUUAUAACAGAUGAACCGAAAGAAGUAGUGAUAAAGAAGCCUGACCAGUUUAUUGAGAUAUCAAGUCCAUUUUUGGAUUACAGAAUGACUCCAUUUACAAUUCCAAGAGAAACUCAUUUUGUACCAUCUGUUAAGAAAGCACCUACCUUAUCUUCCCUUCCUGAAAAUGAUGAAAUGAUAACCUUUAGCCAGACCGAAUUCAAUCAUUUGACCAAAAGUACAUCUCAGGGUAAUUUUGUUUCACAAGUUGCAGCUGGAAAAGAUGAACUAACAGACAUGGGAGUGAAUGAUGCUGUCCACCAAUCUGAGGGAUUUAGCUUGGAAAGAGAGGUGGUCAGCUUGAGCACAGCAGCACAGGAAAAAUCACAGGAGGAACUAAUAGCAAUGAAUGUGGGUAUUUCCAAUGAAAUAUGGCUUGAUUUUGAAGACUUCUGUGCAUGUUUUCAGAAUAUAUAUAUUUUCCACAGGCCAAAUUCAUAUUGUAUUAACUUUCAAAAAUCAGAAUUUAAGUUCUCAGAUGAGCGUGUGUCCUACUAUUUAUUUGUGGACAGUCUAAAACCUAUUGAGCUCCUGGUUUGCUUUUCAGCCUUGGUACGCUGGGGAGAAUCUGGAGCUUUAACAAAAGACAGUCCUCCUGUAGAGCCUGGACUCCUCACAGCUGAAACAGUUUCUUGGAAGUCUGUGAAGGCACGUGAUCCCAUACUGAAGAUUCACACCUAUGCCACCAAAGCCACUGUGAUCCGCCUGCCUCUCGGGAGACACAUGCUGCUCUUCAAUACAUAUUCCGCAGUCGGACACUCGAUUCACAUCUGCAGUAUGGUCACUUUUGUCUUUGGGGAUGAAGACAAUGUGCUUCCCAACUUUGAGCUGGAGAGCUACCGGUUCACAGAGCAGGCGAUGGUCAUUAUGAAAGCUGUUGGCCACGUGAUUGCUAAUUUCAAAGAGAAGGAAAAACUGAACGCAGCCCUGAGGGACCUCCACGCUGUCCUCUACCCCAGAUGCCUCCACGACAAAGUGCUGGUGGCGCAGCACUUCCGGAUUUUUCAAAUUUCUUUAUGGCGGUUAAUGAAAAAAGUUCAAUCAGCAAAACCUCCCCUGAACUUCAAAUUUGCAUUCCGUGCCAUGAUCUUGGACAUGGAAUUACUCGAUUCCUCCUUGGAAGAUGUCUCCUUAGCGGAAUGGGUAGAUACUAAAUAUUCUGUGCCAGUAAGUGAUAAAGAGUAUUCUCCUGAGGAAGUAUCAGCAGCAACAAAAAUUCAAGCCAUAUGGAGAGGGACCUAUGUUAGAUUGCUUAUGAAAGCCAGGACACCAGACACAAAGGAAAAUACCAGUGUUGCAGAUACUCUACAGAAGACUUGGGUUAUGCUAGAGCAGAAUCUAGAACAAUAUGCAACCUCUCUCUUAAGACUAAUGUUUAAAAGCAAGUGUGACUCCAUGAAAGCUUAUCCAUGCUAUCAAGAUGAAGACACUAAGAUUGCUUUUGUUGACUAUACUGUGACUUAUGGAGACCAGCCACCCAAUAGCUGGUUUAUAGUAUUCAGAGAAACAUUUUUAGUUCCUCAAGAUAUGAUUUUGCUUCCCAAAGUAUACACUACACUUCCAGUCUGCAUGCUUCACAUCGUUAACAAUGACACAAUGGAGCAAGUGCCAAAGGUGUUCCAAAGAGUGGUGCCUUAUUUGUACACCAAAAAUAAGAAAGGAUACACAUUCGUGGCUGAAGCAUUUACUGGUGACAUGUAUGUGUCAUCUUCACGAUGGAAACUGCGCCUCAUUGGCCCUUAUAAUCCACUCCCAUUCCUUAUUCGGGAAUUCCCCUGCAAUACCUUUGCUGUAAAGGAAAUCAGAGAUUACUACAUACCCAAUGAUAAGAAUAUUUUAUUCAGGUAUUCAGUUAAAGUCUCAUUAUUAUAUCCUAUUACCAUACAUGUACGCACAUCCAAACCUGAUGCAUUCAUCAAGCUACAGAUCCUCGAAAAUGAGGAAACUAUCAUCAGCACUACUGGAAAAGGCCAAGCUAUCAUCCCAGCAAUUAACUUCCUGGGCGAAAGGGCUUUGAGCUCCCAGUCUAGCAAGCAACUUCUAUCAUCUCAUUCUUCAUCCAAGAAAGAACAAGAAGUGUCUGUUAAGAAGAAAUCUACUGCUGGAAGUCAGAAAUCCUACAAGAGCAGGCCUGGAAGUGCAAUAGCAGACAUUGGUAUGUCUGUUAUGGAUGAAGAGUCUACCAGUGUGUCUACCACAGAAGAAUCUGUGGUCACCCCACAGCAGAAUUCCAAGUAUAUUAUACAAUGUGUGGUAUUGUAUAACAGCUGGCCUCUCACUGAAAGUCAAAUGACAUUUGUUCAAGCACUAAAGGACUUAGAGAAAAAUGACACCAAAGAGAAACAUGAAGAAUUAAUUACCUUUGGAAAUCCAGAUAUCCAUACCCCUAGCGAGGGACAGAAAUCUACAGGAACUUCCAAAUCAACAAGGAAAGGCAAAGAAAAGUCUGAAAAGGAAAAGAUAGCCAAAGAAAAACUAACACCUCGUUUUGAGCCUCAGAUAGCCACGAUUCACUCUCAACAAGAAGACCCAAAUAAACCCUACUGGAUUCUGAGGCUGGUCACUGAACACAAUGAAGCAGAGUUUAUUGAAGUGAAAAAAGAUACAGAGCGAGCAGAUGAAAUCCGUGCUAUGAAGCAGGCCUGGGAGAUGGCCGAGCCAGGACGGUCAAUUAAGGCUUUGCAGGCUCGUCUGCGUUACGUGACCAAGUAUCUUAAGAAAAUACCUGAUGCUGAGAAUGUCUUUGUGUCCGAAAGCCAGAUUAAACCACCGGAAGAAGUGGAAACAUCUUCAAGUGCCUUGAAAGAGCCAGGCUCCAAGAUUUCUGAGCGUUUGGAAACCAGAGAGACCAUACCAUCAGGCUCCUUACUGUGGAAGAAGUGGCAAAUGACUAAGGGUUUCAGGGAUCUGGCAAAAAUGAUGAACAAUGAAAGUGGAAUAUCUGCAGCAGGGAAGGAGGAACGAGAACAGAAAGAAAAAGGGCCUUUUUCACAAUCCCUGACAGUUUUCACAGUGUCUCCACAACUUAUUCAGAAAGAGCUAGAGAACAUAGACAUAACUCAAUACCUACGGAAAACAGAAAGUGAGCCUGUGCUGCAAACAGAGGAACUCAGCCAGCAGCAGGCAAUGGAAAAGGCAGAGGAGAUUCAUCAGUUCCGGCAAUACAGGACCAGAAUCCUUAGUAUCCGAAACUGGAACCAAGAGCAAAGGUCUCAGUUAAAGGAAGAAAUCCUGAGGAUGUAUGGAGAAAUGCGGGAUUCUUUAGAUGAUGAGCGGCAGAAGAUCUUCCACAUCAGGGAAGAGUACAGAAACAAGCUGCUGGAAGCUGAGCGCCUCCGACUGGAGGAGCUGGCUGCAGAGGAAGCCGCAAAGCGGGCUGAGCCAGAGAAGAAGGCACAGGCCCCUGAUGGGCAGAGAAAAAAGAAAUCAAAGAAAAAGUAAGCAGGAGACGCUAGAUACUACUGUGCUUGUUCUAAAGAGGAAUUUAUUCCUUCUCCCAUUUAUUCCUUAUCCCUUAUCCAAAUUUAUUCUUUAUGCCAUGUGUAAUGAUCUGUGGCUUUGCCUGUUGGUAGAUAGGUAUUGAGAAUAAUUUUUUCUAUCUUAGGAAUAGUUUCUGUAUUUUAAUGUU